Messenger RNA from Cucurbita pepo subsp. pepo (vegetable marrow), 563 nucleotides. The record is from RefSeq and is a predicted model, not a curated record. Lineage: Eukaryota; Viridiplantae; Streptophyta; Magnoliopsida; Cucurbitales; Cucurbitaceae.
UUUAUUUCAUGCGUGGAAUGGCACAGGUAGAGGUUACUUUACAAGAUGGUCGGACAUUUGAAGGGACAGUAAUGAAUGCUGAUUUUCACUCUGAUAUUGCCAUUGUGAAAAUCAAUUCUAAAAGCCCUCUUCCCAUGGCAAAACUUGGUUCUUCAAGCAAGCUCCGACCAGGGGAUUGGGUUGUAGCAAUUGGGUGUCCACUUUCGCUUCAGAAUACUGUCACAGCUGGUAUAGUAAGUUGUGUUGACCGUAAGAGUAGUGAUUUGGGUCUUGGUGGAAUGCGAAGGGAAUAUCUACAAACAGAUUGUGCAAUUAACGUGGGAAAUUCUGGGGGUCCUCUUGUUAAUGUGGAUGGAGAAGUUAUUGGUGUAAAUAUUAUGAAAGUGGAUGAUGCUGUUGGAUUAAGUUUCGCUGUACCAAUUGAUUCAGUCUCCAAAAUUACAGAGCAAUUCAAGAAAAGAGGGUAUUGUAACACAUUUAGAGACUAAUAUUGUUUUACUAGUGAAUUGAAUUGAAUAUACUCCAUUUGUAACAACCCAUGCCCACCACUAGCAGAUAUUGUC